Molecule: messenger RNA, 1185 nt
Organism: Teleopsis dalmanni
Lineage: Eukaryota; Metazoa; Arthropoda; Insecta; Diptera; Diopsidae
Product: tetratricopeptide repeat protein 25-like
Exons: 2
Coding region: 1-1185 (394 amino acids)
Cellular component (GO): cytoplasm
Molecular function (GO): protein binding
Source: RefSeq, a predicted model, not a curated record
AUGUCAAAUGUACUUAAACAAUUCUUAGCUGUCGAUAAAGAACAGGAAUUAUUGCAAAGCUUUGUUGGAGUGCAGGUCGAUGAAGAGCCACCAUAUGAAGAUGAAAAGCGCAGUAAGCGAAGAACUUCAUCGCCUUUUAAGCUUAAAACACGCGAUGGCCGUGGAUUAAUGGGUAAAACGGCUGCAAAGCAAGGUGAUGGUGGAGAGUUAGAAAAGAGUACUGUGACACGUGGUAAUCGCAUAGAAGCAGAACUUCGUGCAAUGCGAAAACAUAUGGAUGAUCAAUUACUGAAGAAGAAGAAACCGAAAGAAAAUUUUAUCGACUUCUACACGGAUAAGGAUCGAGCAGCUGCUGUUAGCGCUGGUGCUUUCGAUAUAAAACAAAGUUUACAAAUUAAACAAAAACAGGAUCGUAAUGAGGCAAUGAUUAUACCUGAUGAAGCAGAUAUAAAUUCUAUAAUCGCACUAGGUUUAAAAGAAAUAAAAAAUGCUAAUCCUGAAAAUGCUAUACAUUUUUUCACAAAGGCACUGGAACUCAAUAACACUGACAUGAAUGCACUCAUCUCACGUAGCAAAUGUUACUUAUUAUUGGGUGAAGCCUCUAAAGCACUGUGUGAUGCUGAAACUGCACUAACUGAAGAGAAAAACAAUAUACGUGCAAUAUACCAAAAGGCUGAGGCUCUUUAUUAUCUUGGCCAAUUCGAACAGAGUUUAAUGUUUUUUCAUCGCGGUUUACGUGCACGACCAGAAUUGGAUACAUUUCGUUUAGGAGUACAAAAAACUCAAGAAGCAAUAGAAAAUACUAUUGGAAGUGUUGACCGUGGUGCUAGUGUUAAACCACUACCAAAGGUGAAGCUAAAAAAAUCGGGUGACAAUACACCAAAAUCCUCACAGUUGAACAGUUGUCGACCAACACGUCCUAAACCAACAAAAGCCGAACUAGAACGAAGAAAUGCUAGAAAGCUAUUAGGUGAGCUAUGCAUUGAUAAAGAAUAUUUGGAAAAUCUACUGAAACAUCCAGAUCUAGUGCGUGCCGAUACUAACACUGAAAAUAUAUCAGCUUAUGCUAAAGAAGCAGUGGAGUUUCUUAAUAAACGUCAGGAGUUUUGGCGUCAACAACGACCGUGCACUGCAUUACAAAACCGCAAGAAUUUUCCUUUAGAUACCUUGCCCAAAGGUUUCUAA